AAAUUAAGUCUUAAAAAAACCCAAAUUGUUACGUGGCUCUGGAGGCCUCUAGAAGCGUCCACAUAAUCGCGAAUCUCCUAUAUGAGUUGAGUUAGGGGGGCAUGAAUUAGCAGCGUGUUAGAGGAAGAUGAUCGAGGUGGUGUUGAACGACCGGUUAGGGAAGAAGGUUCGAGUGAAAUGCAACGAAGAUGACACAAUUGGCGACCUCAAGAAGCUUGUGGCCGCUCAGACCGGAACCAGACCCGAUAAGAUCCGGAUUCAGAAGUGGUACACUAUCUACAAGGAUCACAUCACCCUUCAGGAUUACGAAAUUCACGAUGGCAUGGGCCUCGAGCUCUACUACAAUUAAAACCUUAUGUAACUAAUGCUUUCAAUAUAAUAAUUAUUCAUCAUAAGUAAGAAUGGUUAUUAUUUUGUUCGUGUAAA
Helianthus annuus (common sunflower) is the source of this 426-nucleotide messenger RNA. Its product is annotated as ubiquitin-like protein 5. The record is from RefSeq and is a predicted model, not a curated record. Gene Ontology annotation, molecular function: protein binding; protein tag activity. Gene Ontology annotation, cellular component: nucleus; cytoplasm. The coding region runs from base 128 to 349 and encodes 73 amino acids. The transcript has a single exon. Gene Ontology annotation, biological process: mRNA splicing, via spliceosome; protein modification process. NCBI's taxonomy places the organism in Eukaryota, Viridiplantae, Streptophyta, Magnoliopsida, Asterales, Asteraceae.